CUGCCUACGCAUUCUUAUGCUUAAUGGAGGACUCGUAUGCUUAGACAAUCUACACUGAAAAUGGAGCGAAAAGCAUUGAAGUCCAUUUCACUUUUUAUUGUUUUUAAUAUACUUCCUCAUGCUAUCAUAUGUGAUCGCUACUGCGAAUGGUCCAAGAAAUCAAUGACGAUAGCAAACAGUUGCCCAACAAAUAAGGCCGACUUCCAAACAGCAUCAAAAACUAAAAACUGCGAGUCAAUGGCCGAAAAACAAAACUGCACGGAAAAAUCUAAAUUCAAAUAUCACUGCCUCAUAAAUGAAUUAGAGGAAGUGAUGGUGGAAGUAUGCGCUCCUGAAUUUUAUAUCCAAGGAUACUGUACAGAAUAUAAUAUAAAUGGUGCCAGAAUCCAAGAUCAUCUUUAUUUGAGAAAUGGAAGUAUAGCAGUUCCCUUCACGAGUCGCUAUAUAUCAACUGAUGCUUAUAAAUAUUCAAAUUGCUAUUCACUGGUCUCGCAUACGAACAGCUUCACAUCCAUCUCAACAUUUAUCCAAACAACUGUCAAAUCAUCCAAUUCGUCAAAUGAAAUGCCAAUAGAAAAUGAAAUGCCAAAAGACAAAGAUAUUACUCCAAUGGCAUUGGUUAUACCUAUUGUCAUAGUAAUUCUAAUUUUUCUUGGCGCAAUUAUAUUUUACCUCUACAAACAUUCAGCAAAGAAAAGGAUGGCAAAAAAUACCACAUCAAAACAUGAACCUGAAGAGGAAACACACCUAAUGGAUCCUACAAAUAUUAGUAAGUAUUAA
Saccostrea cuccullata (small rock oyster) is the source of this 780-nucleotide messenger RNA. RefSeq lists its product as uncharacterized. The coding region runs from base 37 to 780 and encodes 247 amino acids. The transcript is spliced from 8 exons. The record is from RefSeq and is a predicted model, not a curated record. NCBI's taxonomy places the organism in Eukaryota, Metazoa, Mollusca, Bivalvia, Ostreida, Ostreidae.